Molecule: messenger RNA, 351 nt
Organism: Megalops cyprinoides (Indo-Pacific tarpon)
Lineage: Eukaryota; Metazoa; Chordata; Actinopteri; Elopiformes; Megalopidae
Gene: mlana
Product: melan-A
Exons: 4
Coding region: 1-351 (116 amino acids)
Cellular component (GO): melanosome
Source: RefSeq, a predicted model, not a curated record
AUGCCACGCGGAGACUUCAACGUCCAUUUCGCAAGCAGAGGCGGUGGAUUAUAUGUUCGAGCUGAAGAGGCAGCAGGAAUAGCUCUCCUGGUCAUCAUUCUCGCAGCUCUCCUCAUAAUCGGAUGUUGGUACUUCAAGAGAAGGAGUGGGUACAAAAUGAUUCGGCCUCAAAAUGCAAGUCAGUCCUGGAGGUCGUUGAUGAGUUCAGGCCAGUACAGAGACGGAGGAGCAGCUGCCGAGAACAAAGUUGCGCUCAAUGAGUUCAGCAGCCUACGUCAAGUGGUGCCCAAUGCUCCUCCAGCAUAUGAGAAGAUUUCCUCUGACCUCUUACCCCCUCCCUACUCACCCUGA